AUGGGAGCAGAUGGCGGAACAUUAUGUGACCGAAGGGAUAUCAUAGUCAAGACCAAAAAACAAGAUAAAAAACCAGACAAGGAGGCAGUUAAUUUUACAAUUUGGAAUUUAUGUCGGUUAACAAAAGAACCCUUACAUGAUCCGAUUGUAAUGGACAAAGUUGGAUUUUUAUACAAUAAGACAAGUCUUUUGGAAUGUUUAAUUGAUAAAAAGAAAAAGAAGAAACAUAAGGAAAUAAUUGGACACAUUGGUAAAUUGAGUGAUAUUAAUGAUGUAAUUUUAGAGAAAAAUCCCGAUUUCUCUGAAGAGGACAAGGCAGAAACAAUGGAUAAAACAGCAGUUUCUUUGAUUAGAAAAUCCAGGUUCAUUUGUCCUGUAUUGAGGGAAGAAAUUAGAGGACAAUUCUCUGUUUAUUGUAUUUCGAGUUGUGGACAUGUAAUGAGUGAGAAGGCAAUUGGUUUAGCAAAAAAAGAUGGAUGUUGCAUGCUUUGUGAAAAACCUUUUCAAGAAAGUGACAUUAUCAAAGUUAAUCCUGAAUCAACAGCAGCCAAGGAAAUUAUUGAACAGAUUAUUUCUGAAAAGUCAAAUGAAAAAAAGAGGAAAAAAACUACAAAAGAAGAAACUAACAAAAAAUCCAAAACCUCAUCCAUUGCCAACGAAGAACAUAUUUGUAAAGAAAGUACUGAAUAA
This is a messenger RNA of Naegleria gruberi, 690 nucleotides long. RefSeq lists its product as uncharacterized. The record is from RefSeq and is a predicted model, not a curated record. Lineage: Eukaryota; Heterolobosea; Eutetramitea; Acrasida; Naegleriidae. The coding region runs from base 1 to 690 and encodes 229 amino acids. The transcript has a single exon. Gene Ontology annotation, cellular component: nucleus. Gene Ontology annotation, biological process: site-specific DNA replication termination at RTS1 barrier; mitotic DNA replication termination.